This is a messenger RNA of Helobdella robusta, 486 nucleotides long. RefSeq lists its product as hypothetical. NCBI's taxonomy places the organism in Eukaryota, Metazoa, Annelida, Clitellata, Rhynchobdellida, Glossiphoniidae. The record is from RefSeq and is a predicted model, not a curated record. Bases 1 to 486 code for a protein of 161 amino acids. The transcript is spliced from 2 exons.
AUGGAAUCUAGGUUUUUGAAUUGUAUGAGGGAUCUGUAUUUACAUCAGCUGAUUUCUAAAGCUACUAGGUUUCGUACUUCACAAAAAUCCAAUAUAUUGGACUUGAUUCUAGUUCAUGACAAGGAUGUGGUUGCCAAAAUCGAUUAUUACUCCCCAAUUGGGAAUAGUGAUCAUAUUGUUCUGGUUUUCAUAUUGAGACAUACUUGGAAUUUAGUUAUAAAACGUGCCAAGCAAAAAUAUAAUUUUAACAAAGGUGAGUAUGAUAAGAUGAGAGUUUAUAUCAGAACUGAAUUAAGUAAAGAAAUGUGUGUAUUUAAACAAGUUUAUAAUGUUGUGAAACUCAAUGAAGCCUGGAGGGCACAAGUAAAGGAACUGGUGGAUGAGACCAAAGAGAAAGAAAAGGUUGAAUCGGGGGUAUACAUAUACAGAGUAAGGGGUAUUCCAGGAAAGAUGCGCAUUGUAAAAUUGUUGGCAAAAAGAGUAUAG